UUUAAAAAAAAACAUUUUUAUAAGAUAUCAAAUCCGGGUCAUAAUUCAGAUUUGUCUAGUUUCUUUCGAGUGCUUUUGCAAAAAUGCCUCCACAUCCACAUACUCACUGGCGAGAUGCACAGGCAUGGAAAAGUUUUGGUUUGGAAAUGUCAACGCCCAGCGAUGAGACAUGCAAAAUGUUUGACGCCACCCUGACACAGAUGGUAAAUCAUUACGAUGAUGAAGCAUUAGGUGGAAUGGAAAAAUGUCUGGAGAGGAUGCUCACAGCUGAUCCAGAGUUUGUCCUUGGCCUUGCAAUGAAAAAUGCCUUUGCCUCGAAGCAUGUUUACCAGGACUUUACACAUGCAAAGGAAGUGUACCGGAUGAUGGAAAUUGCGAGUCUACCGCAUGUGAACAAAAGGGAGCGCAAUCAUGCGAUUGCGGUGAAAUUGCUUUCGGAAGGGAAGUCAAAAGCGGCUAGCCUAGUAUGGGAAGACAUUCUAGUUGAACACCCAACAGAUAUCCUGGCAGCAAAGUUCCUGCACGAUACCUACAUCCUGAAUGGCAACUCCCUAGGGUUGCGACACAGCUGUGCGGGUGUGGUGCCCUAUUGGAAACCGGACAUGCCUUUUUAUGGAGAUAUGCUUUCAAUGUAUGCGUUCGGACUUGAAGAAACCAACACUUUCACUGAGGCCGAGAAAUAUGCUCAAAAGGCUCUGGAAAUUAACCGACAUGAUACGUGGGCUACCCACUGUAUUGCUCAUAUUAAUGAGAUGACAGGCGAAGCCAGGAAGGGAGUGAAGUUCAUGGAACAGACAGAAAAUAACUGGAAUGAUGAUGGCCUGCAGUGUCACAACUACUGGCACUGGGCCCUGCACUACUUUGAGAUGGGGGAAUUUGAAACAGCAGUAAGCCUUCUUGACAAACAGAUUCUACCCACCAUGAGCAAGAAUAAAUCCUGGUUCAGCUUGACGGAUGCAGCCUCGCUGUGUUUUAGGUUAGAAGCAGAAGGUAGGCCAUGUUACGACAUUGGUAAGCGCUGGUCGUCAUGUAGAGACGUAGCAAGUGAGCACCUUGAUCAUCACAUGAUGUCAUACGCAGAUUUUCACGUGCUUAUGUCAUUUGUAAGGGGAGGGGACAAGGAGCUUACUGACAGAAUGAUUUCAGGAAUCAAGGAGACUAUCAGGAACGAUGAGGGUGACAUUGCCGUAGAUUAUAAAGAAUUGACGUUGCCCGUCAUGGAAGCCCUGAUGGCAUUUGACGAGGGGGAAUAUGACACGGCGGUGACAAUAAUGAGGCCCCUGAAGUAUCAGAUGAGCCGCAUAGGCGGCAGCAAUGCUCAGAGGGAUGUAUUCAAUUUACUCACCAUCCAUGCAGGCAUAAGGUCAAAAAGUCCAGAAAGCCAGAAAUAUGCCAGCAACCUGCUUAUGGAGAGAAAGCAGCUGAAGGCAGAAAGUCCUUUGGCAGAAAGACUGCUUCAAAGGAUUGUGCUUGCCCACUGAAUUGUGAAAUAUGCGGACAAUUUAUUAUGGUAGCAAAAACUGUAUUCUGCUUCCUAUAUCCUGGAACCUGCGCUAACAUAAUAGUCAAGUUGCCAUAUGUAACAAUUGUUGCAUAAUAAUGAUACACACACACAAGUUAUUUUUUUAAUAUUUUUAUAAUCUGACAUAAUCAUUUAAUGUUUUAAUUGCUUGCUUUGUAUCAAAGCAAAAUAUAUGUUUAUGAAUAACACUUGAAGUUUAUAUUACAGGUGAGUUAUAAAAACAGGAAUGUCAGAGGUGUUGUUUGUACAUUCACUAAAUUUUGACAAAACACUAUUUAAACAGUCGCUGUUUAUCCCUAUUAUUGAUACCUAUCAAGUUGUUCAAGUAUGUGCCGUAAACUCUUAAACUUCUCUUACUAUAUUAAGUGCAGCAACAACAGCGGCCAUUUCAUGUUUCGCUAGGUUUGUUUAGCAAAGCCUUGUAGCAGGGUUUUUUAAUAACGCUUAAACCAGCCUUUUGCCAAAAUUAAUGGUUCAAGUUGGCUUUUUACCAACAUAAAAUUUACCAAUUUUUGUUUAAAAAUAUUAUCAAAACAUAGGGUAACUGGGUGGUACCAUUACCAUACCAGAUUGUGUUUAUUGAAUUUUACACUCAUAAAUUUUGGUUUUGAAUUCUUUCUUCUGUCAACCUUGAUCUGGUUUUUGGAGAAUUUUUUUUUUUAUUCCCGGGGAUAUUGUCAUUGAUCCUCCGCCAGGGGACUGGGGGAAAGGGUUGGAAUUCCAGGGGAUACUGAUCCCCCGCCAGGGGACUGGGUGGAAGGGUUGGAAUUCCAGGGGAUACUGAUCCCCCGCCAGGGGACUGGGUGGAAGGGUUGGAAUUCCAGGGGAUACUGAUCCCCCGCCAGGGGACUGGGUGGAAGGGUUGGAAUUCCAGGGAAUAUUGAUCCCCGCCAGAGGACUGGGUGGUCGGAAUUCCAGGGGAUUUUCCCCUGCCGGGGGAAAUAGCAUGAACAUUUUAUGUAUAAUACUUUUAAAAGUUUUAAUAUAUGCUUUUUAAUGUUAUUGAUUGUUUAAAGACGUUUCCAGGCAUUCAUUGCUUUAUAGUAUUCAAAUAUAUGUGAUAUAUGUAAAUUUUGCCUUUACAUAAAAAAGAUGUUCUUGAUUGUUGAGAUAUAGUUAUAUCAGUUAUAUGACUGAAACACAAAUAAAUGCAUAAUUUAAUGGCAACCAAGUUAUCUUUAAAAAAAAAACAUAAAAAAGAUACCAUUUAUAAUUUUACAUCUUUUGUUCACUAGAAUAAGCUUAUAAAUAAGUCCCAUCUUUGGUAAAACCAACAGGCAAAUUCAAUUUUAAAAAUUGUAAGUUUCAAAAAUAAUAUUUUAUUAAACUUUAAGGCAGACAAGCACAAAUGCUUUUAUGACAUUAUAAAGUACAAAUAAGUGACAAACUUUUUGAACUGUAUUUUUAUAACAGUAUCAGUUUUAAAUUGCAAAAAAAGCAACAAAAAUAAAAGGCAUCAGUUUUAUCUGAUUUUUUUUGUCACAAAUUGAGAUCCCCUUUUUCUUAAUUUGUUAUACAAGUGCAAUUUGAACAAUUUCAACUUUGACUUUUGUAUUGUUGUGAUAACUUCAUAUAUUUGUGUUACACUUGGCUGCCUUUUUAAUGUAUGCAUUUAUUUGUAGUGCAGUCAUGCAGGGAUGUGAUUGACCUGGCAGCUGGGGGGCUGAAACAUUUUCGGCCAUGGGUUUAUGGGGCGCUCUUGGGGUCAAAAGCGCACUGCUGUAGAAGAAAAAAUGGCUUUUAGAAGCUCUUUUGAGGGUUCUCCUGACUUUAAAUUUGAAGCAAACUGGAAUAUAAACUUAAACAACAGAAAGCAACAAAAUAAAAUUAAAAAUUCAGGAUUUUUUUAUAUUAUUUUUUUUUGGGGGGGGGGGGAUCUCAGGGGCCAUUUGAAUCACAUCCCUGUCAUGUGUGUGUUAAGCAUUAUGUACGAUAGUUCUUGUAUUCAUCCAACUGGUUUAUAUUAUUUGGUAUAUCUAUGCUUUUUACAAAAUCAAAAAAUUUAGUCUGGUCUGGUUCUGCUAUCUGCCCUCCCCAUUCUCAUUCAUCAGAGGUUUGAUAAUGAUAAAUCUAACCUCUGAUUCAAAUGCUCCAAAAUCGAGUGCAAAACCAUCAAUAGAUCAUUUUCUUGAUAUCAUCAUCGACCAAUCAAAUUACUCGUUACAUUAAGCAUACUUAAAUAUUCAACACUGACCAUCGAUACUCUGUUUUGCUACUAAUUUAUUUUUUCAUUACUUCGCAAGGGGGAGGACAUAAUUUUGUUUCAUGCAAAACAUUAAGUGAGAAUAAUGUUUUCAAAAUUUAAAGAAAUAGCCACUUACCAGGCAAAAGUUGGUACCAGAAUCGGUACUUUUCAUUCUAAAUCCGCCAUUUGUUUGCCAUGAAACAUUUUACUCGCUUAAUGUUUGCAUGAAAUGAAAUUACGUCCUCCCCCUUGACUUCGGUCAAGUUAAUUAAUUAUUCGUUUUGAUACAAAUAAGGGUUUUCUUAGCAAAUAUCUUUUUUCAUGUACGCUUAGCAUCAUCACUCUGGUUAACAAGAAUGGCCCUCCCUAGCAUGGUAUUUUUUUAAGUGAACACACUGUCACAGUGUGUGUACACCACAUGAUAAAUUGCGUCAUAAAUGCUACGU
Messenger RNA from Mya arenaria, 4153 nucleotides. Its product is annotated as tetratricopeptide repeat protein 38-like. The transcript has 13 exons. Gene Ontology annotation, molecular function: protein binding. The record is from RefSeq and is a predicted model, not a curated record. Bases 84 to 1481 code for a protein of 465 amino acids. NCBI's taxonomy places the organism in Eukaryota, Metazoa, Mollusca, Bivalvia, Myida, Myidae.